UUUAUUUGACCCUCAUUUUAUUUUAAUGAAUAAUAGCAACCAUAUUGUGUUGUCAAUGUGGUCAACUUACAGAGCUGUCAUGCCAUAGUGUCAUUGUCAAAUUAUAUGUCAUUGAAUUUAAACUUCGUUUGAAUUCAUAAAAAAUAUUGAAUAUUUGUUAUAUUUACUGCAGAGUAAAAUGAGUAAAAGAAGCUCAACAGUUAUGGCAGCAAACCUGAAUACUAAGAAAGCAAAACAUUGGUCUUUAGGAUUACUCGACUCUAUGAAGGACCCGGAAAGUAUAGCGAAAGAAACUAAACAAGCUGUUGUAAUUAAAGAUAAAUAUCCUAAAGCAAAAAUUCAUUAUUUAGUAUUGUCUCAUGCCGAUAUAAGCAGUAUAUAUAAGUUAGACAAAUCACAUAUUGAUCUCCUAAUAGAAUUUGAUAAUUUGUUCAAAGAAAUACAAAGUGAUGUGGAGUUACCACUUAAAGCCGGCUUUCACGCAGUGCCAAGUAUGCAGCGGAUGCAUAUGCACAUAAUCAGCACAGAUAUGGUGUCACCUUGUUUAAAAACAAAAGUACACUACAACAGUUUCACAACUCAGUUCUUUAGGCCAUAUACAGAUAUAUUACAAGAAUUAAAAGAAAAUGGAUGCAUUAAGAAAAUGUCUCCCGAGUUACACAAAAGUUUAAUGUCUACUGAACUACAGUGCAACCAAUGUGCAUACAAGCCUAAAAAUAUGCCACAGCUAAAAGAACAUUUACUAACCCAUAUUAAAUAUUAAUAAAAAUAAGAUCAAGUUAAUUUUAUAA
Messenger RNA from Trichoplusia ni (cabbage looper), 791 nucleotides. It is a transcript of the gene Aptx, whose product is annotated as aprataxin. Gene Ontology annotation, biological process: double-strand break repair; single strand break repair. Gene Ontology annotation, molecular function: mismatched DNA binding; single-strand break-containing DNA binding; DNA 5'-adenosine monophosphate hydrolase activity. The coding region runs from base 179 to 763 and encodes 194 amino acids. The transcript is spliced from 2 exons. The record is from RefSeq and is a predicted model, not a curated record. Gene Ontology annotation, cellular component: nucleus. Lineage: Eukaryota; Metazoa; Arthropoda; Insecta; Lepidoptera; Noctuidae.